AUGAUUUCGCGAAAUCAAUUAAAACGUUUGCAUUCAACAAUAGUUAAACCUUAUAUUUACAAUAAAGGUUUGCGAAGUUUAUGUUCAACAUCUAUAAAAUUUCACCGUGCUCAAUAUGAUACAAAACAAGAACCUGAAACGCACUUUGGAUUUAAGAAUGUUCCAGAAAGCAUGAAAGAGAAUUUAGUCGGACAAGUUUUUGAAAACGUAGCAACAAAAUAUGAUGUAAUGAAUGACGCCAUGAGUUUAGGAGUUCAUAGGUUAUGGAAAGACCAUUUCAUUAGAACUAUGGCUCCAGGACCUGGCACAAAAUUAUUGGAUGUUGCAGGAGGAACUGGUGACAUCGCCAUGGGAUUCCUGAAUUAUUGUAAAGAGAUUCAUGGAGAUGCUAGUGCUCAAGUCACGCUAUUGGAUAUUAAUCCUAAAAUGCUCGAGGUUGGUAAAAAACGAUUCGCUAAAUCUUCAUACAAUCAUACAUCACAAGCAACAUUUGAAAUUGGAAACGCGGAAAAUCUUUCAUCAAUUCCAUCAAAUUCAUUUGAUGUAUACACAAUAGCAUUUGGUAUCCGUAAUUGUACUCAUAUAGAUCGUGUAUUACGUGAAGCGUAUCGAACCUUGAAGCCCGGUGGAAGAUUUAUGUGUUUGGAAUUUGGAAAGGUCCAAAAUCCUUUAAUCUCAUCGAUAUAUAACUUUUAUUCCUUUCAAAUAAUUCCGGUGAUUGGACAAAUAAUUGCUGCAGAUAGAGAUUCUUAUCAAUAUUUAGUGGAAAGCAUUCGUCGGUUCCCUUCACAAGAGCAAUUUGCUGAAAUGAUAAAAGACGCGGGAUUUACUAUUGUAGGAGAUGGCUGGGAAGAUCUGACUUUUGGAAUUGUGGCAUUACACUCUGGGUUUAAACUUUAA
Funneliformis mosseae is the source of this 900-nucleotide messenger RNA. NCBI's taxonomy places the organism in Eukaryota, Fungi, Glomeromycota, Glomeromycetes, Glomerales, Glomeraceae. The record is from the annotation of a GenBank genome assembly.